Messenger RNA from Petromyzon marinus (sea lamprey), 2430 nucleotides. RefSeq names its product protein phosphatase Mn(2+)-dependent 1K-like. The record is from RefSeq and is a predicted model, not a curated record. Gene Ontology annotation, molecular function: protein serine/threonine phosphatase activity. Lineage: Eukaryota; Metazoa; Chordata; Hyperoartia; Petromyzontiformes; Petromyzontidae. Gene Ontology annotation, biological process: protein dephosphorylation.
GGUUGGGCUUUGAGAGCGUGAACCUCCUCCUCCUCCCCCCGCAGAGUGAUUGCUUCUUCAUCUCAGGAUUUCAUCAUCCUCAAGACGAACUUGGAAGGGUUGGCAAAGGCUCUCUCUCUCUCGCACGCGCGCGAUACGGACGAACGCACGUGGUGGGGACCAACGACUGGGAAGGGAGACAAUACUGCUCUGGGCUCCAACUAGAAGACAACCGGAACAGAUACUUUGCAGCGUUUGGAUUCCCCUGUCAUCUUGAAACGCCAAGGGAUAUGUUCGUUCAGUUCGUCGUUUUAAACGUCUGCAAGUAUGGCAGGGCACCAGCAAAGAAAUUGCUGCUGAAAGUGGAAAAGGGCAAGGUAGCACGAAAUAGUUUUCCACUGCGCUUACAUUUCACCUCAUCGAGGACGGUUUUGUGGGACAAUUUUGGUGCCUGGAACAUUGGGGACGAGGUCAUUCUUCCUUCUGCUGAAACCAUGGCUGGAAAGUCAAGGUACCGACCACAUUUGAGAAACGUGGGUUGCACAAGCCAGACAGGCGUACGAUCGACCAACGAGGACCGUUAUGCCUUGUCAGAGGUCUCCAACAAUGUGCUCUGCUUGGCUGUGUUUGAUGGACACGGAGGCCCCGCAGCUGCCAAUUUCUGCAGCAAAUAUAUGGCCAAACACCUCCGGAAGUACCUUCAGAAAGAGGAAAACUUGGAGCUGGUUUUGUCUAAGUCCUUCCUGGCGGUUGACCGGGAGUUUACAAGACGUGUGACUCUCUCCCAGGAAGCGGAGCUGCUGAGGAGCGGAUCGACGGCCACUGUGGCAUUGCUGCGUGACGGCCAGGAGCUGGCAGUGGGCAGCGUGGGUGACAGCCGCGCCGUACUGUGCCGUCGCGGCAAAGCCAUGGGGCUGACGAAGGAUCACACUGCCCAGCGCAAGGACGAGAGGACUCGAGUUAAGGCGUGUGGAGGGUUCGUGACCUGGAGCACCACUGGCCACUCUCGCAUCAACGGCACGCUGGCCAUGACACGCAGCAUCGGAGACAUUGCUCUCAAGCCCUACGGAGUCAUUGCCGAUCCUGAGAUACAGCAACUGCAGCUGAACCAUGAAGAUGACAGCUUCCUGGUCCUCACCACUGACGGCAUCAACUUUAUCAUGAACAACCAAGAAGUGUGUGAUGCAGUGAGCAGUUCGCACACUCCUGGAGAGGCUGCCCACCUCAUCACCGAUUCAGCACUGCAGUACGGCUCCGACGACAACGCCACGGCUGUGGUUAUCUCAUUGGGCGCAUGGAGGAAAUUCAUCAAGGUUCAGACACAUGCCACGUUCCUCCCUAGAGUUGUCUCUGGUGGGCGCUGGGCAUGAAAACAAGAGGCCCACGCUGGUUAGCACCAUUACGAGCGAAACCAAAUCCACAUCAAGGUGAAUUUUCCUGUAAAAAUACGUGCUUUAUAAACUAUAUUUGGAAAAUAGAGCAAAAUUAACUAUGAUAUAGCACGAACACAUGCUAUCUCAUAGUUAUGUUUUCCCAAGUACAAUCAACAGAUUAACCAAAAUGUAGUCUAUUCUGGGUUUCUGUAUGAUUUGGCACUUUGAGCAGUGCUUGCUUGAUCGGACUUUGGACAGUUUCAGGAAGAUAUUCAUCGAACCGUUGGCUUACGGACUUCGCCAUACCUUGGUACUCUGCCUUAUAAAACUGCAUUACUGAACAUCUAUGAAAAAAUAUAUUCAUAGCUCAUCGGAUUUCACCAGAAUAAAUACAGAUUCUGUAUUAUCUAGAUUGUAACCAUAAGCUUACGAAGCAGAAUACAAGAUUAACAAAUAAGACCGUUGGAUAGUUUUAGUUUUUCCAUGGUAAAGGUUGCUAUUUAAACGUUACCUUUAACAAGUUUCACUUAUUGUGGUACAUUACGUUUUUUCAAAGGUCCACUUUGCAUUUACUUAACACCUUGGUGCAACUAGUUUUAAAUAUAGCAUUUGUAAAUAAUUAUAACUCUCUCGGAUAUGCAUUUGGGUGGUGUGAUAAGAUUUCGUAGUUUUGCUUUGUUAAAUGUUAAUGCAGUGGAAGAGUUGUUUAGCGCACUGCACCAUGCACUCGGGACACCUGAGUUUGAUACCUGACCAUGGUUAACACCAAUGGCAAGUGAUAACCGAUUCAGUUAUGGACUCCAAUCCCCCCAACAAAACUUGAGAAUCUUGACCGACACGAGACUUCAUCCAGGAGUGACUUGACAAUCAACUAUUUAGUGUUAAGAAAAUAAUACACACGUACAGGUAUGUCUAUAUACUUAUCUGCAGUAUCAUUUACCAGUUCACCUGGUAUCUGCUUUAGUCUGUGUACAUUGGUUAAGAGGUGUUGCAUUGUACAUGAUGUUCAGCAGCAUUGUUGGUCUGAAUUUUUAUUUUGAAUACUGUAUAUUGUACAAUAAACAUUUUUACAACUUGU